AUGGCCAUGAACUGUGCUUUAAUCUUCUUCGGUCUUUUCGCCACAACUGUUUGCGGUAUUUUUUUUUUUUUGGAGUUCCAGAGGGAAUCUAAUUUUUUUUUUUCCAGCCCCUAUCGAUGAGCCAUCAACGACUACAGAAGUGCCAACGAUACCUUUUGGAUUGGGACCGCUAUCACCGGCUCUAGGUAUUUCCUGUUUUGUUGAAAGAGCAAACAGUUAGAAAUAGGGCCGUUUCAAAAAAUUUCUAUUUUCGUAUAUACAAUGGGUUUAAGAUAAUUCAAUUUCUAACGAGGGAUCGACUUCUGACUUCUGACGUCGGAAAAUGUUUUUCCGACGUCAGAAGUCAGAAGUUUUCCGUCGAAAAAUGGUUUUCCGACGUAAAAUUUUAUGGUUUUUUGUCAGAAAAAGAACUUUUCGUUUAUUUAUCCAACCAUUUUCAAAAUUUUCAGAAAAAAAAAACUUAACUUUCCUCUCAGUGAAUCCGAAAGUCAUCAGGAGAAAGGUUGGUAUUUCGGAAAAAAUUUCCUGACGAGUCGGCCCGGAUAUUUGGUCUGCCCAUUUACGUUCAGAAAUUUUUUACAGGAUUCCUGAACCCAGCAACCUGGAUGAAUGUAAAAAUGCCGCCCAUUGAGUUGCCGUCACUCGGCGAAUUUCUCAGCGUUUUUCAAAAGGUUCCGACCGCUGUCGUUGCUCCAAAUUUCAUGGUUCCUCAACCUGUCGACUCUGCCAACGUUGUUCAGCCACUCCCACUGGGAAAUGUGAGCUUGGUCUCAUUUUUCGAGGCUUCUCAACUAUUUCAGCUUUUUGGUCGUUGA
This is a messenger RNA of Caenorhabditis auriculariae, 815 nucleotides long. The record is from the annotation of a GenBank genome assembly. Lineage: Eukaryota; Metazoa; Nematoda; Chromadorea; Rhabditida; Rhabditidae.